CCUCUCUCCCUCCCUCCGUGUUUCUGUGAGAAUGCCCGUGUUUUACUGACAGAAUUGAUACGGGCUCAACUGACAUGGAGGCCCGGUUUUGUGAAUGAGGCCCAGUCCGACCCGACUCAGCUCGGCUCGGCUCCGAUAAAGAAAGCAAGAGAGGGUGUUUUGCGAAGGGGGAGAUACAAGGACACCGACCGCUGCGAGAGAAAAAAAGGCAGAAGGAGACAGAGAAAGCAAGGAGAGAUCCAUUUCGGAACUCAGUUGAUUCAACGACGUCGCCGCCAUUUUGUUGUCACUUCGUGUUUUUAAUAUUGUUAUAUUUUUAUUAUUAUUAUUAUCGUCAUUAUUAUUAUUACUAUUUUAAACCAUCAAGAAAACCGAAACCGUUAACAGCUAUUAUAAAAUUAACAGUAUAUUUUGUGUGACCGAAUUGUUUGUGAGCUGCACACACAUUAGCUAUUCCACACAUAAAUAUAUUGUAGCUAGCAAGCUAGCUAGCAGUUGCAGCGAGCUAUAAAAUAACAAAAUGCAAUCGCACGGUACCACUUGCUAACCACCUAGCUAGCUAAUAUACGAAUCGGUAUAGACCGACACACAUAGACUCACAUAGUAAACUUACGUAGCAAGCCAACUACGCUAGCAAGAUAAAUUGAUACAGUGUACUCUGCGAGCUUGCCGCGAACGAUACAAAAUAAACAUCAACGAUAUAGCUAGGUUGCUAUUCUGGCAAAUCACUCAAUGAAUUGCAGCUAGCUAUCAAGUGAGCGCACAGGAGCGCACACCGUGUUAUAUUGUAUCUGCGCCUUAAGACAAUUAUAACGACUUGAUUUUUUGUUUUAAUAAUUGUUUUUUUGUGACGAUAAAACCAUAUUUAACAUAUUUCACGUUGUCUACGGACCUGCUUUUUUAAGGGAAUGCCUAUCUGUAUUUUUCUGUUUCGACGACGUUUUUUGGAAUGUGUGCGUGGCCGAACCCUUCACUACCCCGAGGUCUAACGGUGGUCGUAUUCUAUGUCAAGGUUGUGGGGGUAGCCAGCUAGUUGUCUUUAUGAAUAUGAUAGGUUACCUUUUUAUUAUAAAUGGUAUAAAAUAGCUCGUUUGCUGUCAUAAUCCAUACGCAUUAAUAGCUCUAUUCUUUUUUCCAUAUCCGCAAACAUCGGAGUUUAUUGCUUUCUCGGAUUGAGACUGUUUUGUUGAUUUUGACGUUUUGAAUCUGCGAAAAUUGACGGGACAUAAAAUACAGACUUCACUAUGUUAAUUCGCAAGGAGGGUGGAUUUCAAUCCAAAUGAUGUGAACACCGUCUUUGGACUCGCACCUUGCUGGAGAGACGGAGACAGAAGACUGGUCAGCUGAGGCAGGACAGACGGACAGCCACUCCAGCGGGAUCACCUUCCUGACUGCCCCCCAGUCCCCCUCCCCCUUUCCCUGGUCCCCUUCCCCCCAGCCCUUCAGCUUACCCUAAAAACUGCGCCCCCCGCCCCACACCCCACCCCCCCCACAUCUCUGAUGGAUCAGAGAACGCAGGGGGGGCCACCCACGCCACCCCCCCUCCCCCCCGCCGCUCCUCCCGGGGAGUCGGAGAAGGAGGGCGCGGGUGGGAAGAAUGAGGAGGAGAAACGGGAGAAGGAGAGAGAAGGAGGCGCGGCGGAGGCCCCCGGCGGAGGGGGCGGCGCCGGGGGGGAGCAGCAGCAGCAGUUCUCGGUCACCGAGACGACCUUCUCGGAGGGCAGCGUCAAGCUGAAGAUCGGCCUGCAGGCCAAGCGCAUGAAGAAGCCGCCCAAGAUCCUGGAGAACUACGUGUGCCGGCCGGCCAUCCGCACCUCCGUCAGGCAGGGGCGGGGCGGCGGGCGGGGCAGCCGUGGGGGCGGGGCCGCCGCCGGGGGGGCGGGGGGUAACCACGCCCACAGCCCCUCGCACGACAAGGACAGAGACAGGGAGAGGAGCCCAGCUCUGAACCCCGGCCCAAACCCGCCCCCGCCAACCUCCUCAUCCCUGCCAGCUGCUCCGCCUGCUCCUCUUCCUCCUCCUCCUCCACCUCCACCUCCACCUCCACCUCCAACUCCUCCUGCUCCUCCUGCCCUGGCCACGCCUGUCGCUGGGAGCGUGCCAGGGAAAAGGGGUCCCCCAAAACUGGCUCGCAAGUCGGAGGUGAAAUCGGACGCCUCGUCGGAGAGACCGGCGAACAUCCACCGCCCCGAUGCGGACGUCAAACCGCCCCGUCCCGGAAAGAAAAGCCCCUCCCCCCCGACCAAUCGGCCCCCUCCCUCUUCCCCCACGCCCCCACCCCCGGCCCCUCCGUCACAGGACGCCAGCGCGGAAGCAGCCUCCAGGACGUCCCAGUCCCCGCAGGGGGACGGGCAGAGGGAGAAGGACAGGGGCGUCCUCAACGGGGGUGCGCCCACCGUCACGGAGAAGCUGGCCCAGCUCAUCGCCACCUGCCCCCCCUCGAAAUCCACCAAGGGCAAGGUCCGCAAGCCCCCGCCUGCCGGCGUCCCCGCCAGCGCGACCGCGGCGGCGCCGCCCGUUUCCCCGAGCCCGGCGCGGGCGGAGCCUCUGUCGCCGAACAGAGCGGCGGCUCCCUCUCCGCCGUCCGGCUCCCAGCCGCCAUCCCGCCCCCCCGCCCCCGUCUCCCGCCCCCCCGGCCGGCCGCCGGGCCCCCGGCACAGGGACAGCGCUCCGGAGAAGGCGUCCGCCCCUCCUAAGAAGGAGGAGGCGGGCAGCGAGGGCCGGGGGGGCGGCGGAGGUAACGGCAGCGCCGCGGGCUCCAACGGCGCUAACGGUCCCGCCGCCGCGACAGGCGUCAAGCAGCAGACACACCUCACCUGCCCUCCUCCGCCCGCUCCCCCGCCCCCGCCCCCUCCCGAUCAGAGGGCAGGCGCGGCUCCAGAUGGCCGGCGUGGCCCGGCCGCCUCCCCCGGCAACCCGUCGAAGGGAGGUCCCGGCCAAUCGGAGGGCGGCGGCGACAGGGAGCGCGAACGAGACCGAGACAAGGAGGGCCCCAGAGACCUGAGCCUGAACAAAUGCGCCCCUCCCUCAGGACCUGCCAGGCAGGAGGGCGGCAGCAAGGGGGCGCCGCUGUCCUCCAGCGGGCAGGGCAGGAAGAGCACCAGCCCCGCCGAACCCGCCAGACCCAGCCCGAGUCGGGACAGAGGCCCCGCCACGCCCGCCCCCUUAGACUCCCCGAGACCGACUGCCUCCCCCACCCAUGGCCCCGCCUCCAGCGCCCCCGAGCCCUGCCCGAACAGCGCCCCCAGCACCCCCCCCGGCUCCCCCCCGGAGCCGGACUGCAAGCCGCUGAAGAAGCGCAAGGGCCGGCGGCCGCGGUGGACGCGGGUGGUGAACCGGGCUCACAAGGCCACGCCCUCCACCGGCACCGCCAGCCCCGCCGAUCAGACCCCCAAACUGCGCAAGGCCCCCUCGUCGCCGCCCUCCGCCUUGCCUUCCCCACCGCAUAAGCCCCGACCGGUGGGGCGGCCCCCUAACCCCAACCGGGUUCCCCCCGCCUCCGCCCAGCUCCUGCAGUCUCCUCCCAGGAAGAGGGGCCGCCCCAAGUCCAAGAUGCCCCGGCUGGACGCGCCCGUCCCUCGACGCUCCCUCAAGUUGCCCCCCUCCAAGGUGUACUCUCUGCUCAAGUCCAAAGAGGAGGAUCCCCCGGUCCUGCACCCCGAAGUGGACCUGAACCCCCCGAAGCCCGUCCCCAGAAAGCGCGGCCGUCCCAAACGCUUACCCCCCACCCUCCCCCAGGAGUCCCAGCCCCCGACCCUCGCCCCCGAGGAGCAAGGGGGCGCUGGCUUCGGGGCGGGGGAGGGGCUGCAGGGGGACAGGCACUUCCGGAAGAAGGGCAACGGGCAGCUGAUGAUGAGGACCAUCAUUCACAAGAUCAACAAGAUGAAGACCAAGAAGCGCAAGAGGCUCCUGAACCAGAUCCUGCUGGGCCCCGGGGCCGGCGGCGGGGCCCGCGGGGAGGCGGAGUCCUCUCGGGGCCCGGGCGCCGGCGUGAUGGUCGCGGCCGCCACGCAGUCCCUGUCCUCCCUGGCGGCCUCAUUCGGGGGCAAGCUGGGCCCCCAGAUCAACGUCAGCAAGAAAGGGACCAUUUACAUGGGCAAGCGGAGGGGGCGCAAGCCCAAAGCUCCGACCAACGCCUCGGCCAGCGCCCCCGCGGCCCCCCCCGAGCCCUUCCUCUCCCCGGCCUCCGCCUCGCCCCUGCACCACCACCACCACCCCGCCCAGGCCCUGCAUUCCCAGCAGCAGCAGGGCCUGUCCUCGGUGGAGGUGUUCCCCUCCCCGACGCUGUCCCAGUCCAGCAGGGCGCAGAGCCCCGCCAGCGAUGGCGGCUUCGUGGAGCCGGGGACCGUGCACUUCACGCCCCACCCCCACUGCAGCCACGCCCACCACCACGCCCACCACUCCUUCCCCCUGCCCCCGCCCUCCUCCCCGGCCCUCUCCCCCCGCCCCCUCGCUCCCCUGGGCGCGUCCUCCUCCUCCUCCUCCUCCGUGGCCCCCCUGCUGAGGAAGUCGUCGUGCCGCGGGCAUCACCACCACCACUACCGCCAUCAGUACCAUUACCGCAAGCUGUCCCCGCCCCCGCCGCUGCUGCCCACCUCGCCCGCGCACCUGAGCGAGCUGAAGGAGGCCACGCCCUCGCCCGUCAGCGAGUCGCACAGCGAGGAGACGGUGCCCAGCGACAGCGGCAUCGGCACGGACAACAACAGCACCUCCGACCGGGGCGAGAAGGGCGGGGGCGGCGCCGGCCUGGCCCAGGGACUGCCCGUGGGCGCGGUGAUGCCCGGGGUCGUGGGGUCGGUCGCGGGGGUCGGGGUCGGGGUGGGGGUCAGUCCCCGGGGGCGACGGAGGCACUCCUCCUCGGCGUUGCUGGAACACCCGUCCCCCUCCCCCUCGCCCCUGGGGCUGGGGGCGUCGCCCGACCCCUGCAGGAGCCACGCGGCGGCCCCGCCCUCGGCGCUGGUGGGCCACAAGGAGAAGCACAAGCACAAGUGCAAGCGGCGCGGGCACGGCUGCCCCGGCUACGACAAGCUGAAGCGGCAGAAGCGCAAGCGCAAGAAGAAGUACCUGCAGCUGCGCGCCCGCCGCCAGGACCCCGACUUCCUGGCCGAGCUGGAGGAGCUGGUGGUCCGGCUGGGCCAGGUUCGGAUAGCCCACCGCAGCUCGGGCGCGGGGAUGGGCGGCGGCUUGGGGCUGGGGGGCUCCGGAGGCGGCGGCGUGGGCGGGGGCGCGGGCAUGGGCGGGGCCGGCGGAGGCGGCGGCGGCGGCAUGGGGAGCGGCGGUCAUCCUCCGCCUCACCACUACCUGCACAGGGACCUGCUUCCCACCAUCUUCAGGAUCAACUUCAGCGGGUACUACUCGCCGCACCCCGCCUACCCCUGCGACUCGCUGCACUACGUGCGCAAGCCCGACCUGAAGAAGAAGCGCGGCCGGCCGCCCAAGCUGCGCCAGGCCAUGGCCGAGGUGCCCUUCGUCCAUGGGCUGGGCUUCCCGCUGUCCGGGGCCGGCUUCUACCACCCCUCCUACAGCGUGCCCUACUCCUCCGCCCCCCUGGGGCUCAGCUACUACAGGGGGUACCCCCCGGCGGCGGCCCUCUACCCCCACCCGCACCACCCUCAGCCCCACCCCCCUCCGCCGCACCCGCACCACUCCCCGUCCUUCCCCCCGCCCCCUCCGCCCUCCUACGUGCACCACCACCCUCCCCACCUCCUGCUCAACCCCGCCAAGUUCCACAAGAAGAAGCACAAGCUUCUGAGGCAGGAGUUUUUGGGAGGGGGCCGGUCCCCCGUGCUGUACCCCGCGAUGCCCCCCGAGCUGUCCUACGGCUGGCUCCACGAGCACAAGCACAAACACAGACACAAGCACCGCGAGCGGCGGGACGAGGAGGGCGGGGCCGAGGCGGGGGGCGGAGCCCCCGGGGCCAGGCUGUCCGGGAGCAGAGGGAUGGGCGGAGCCGCCGGGGGGAUGAUGGACUCUCUUCGCCGCUACCGGUACGGAAAGGACCCCGCGGCUGCCGCCAACGCCUCCAAUCCAGCGUCCGCCCCCGCGGCCAACUCCCCUUCCUCAUCCUCCUCGUCCUCAGCCGAGAGGUACAAACAUAAGGACACGCCCCUCUCCUGCCUGGGGCCCUCGUAUCUGUCGUUGGCGGGGGGGCCCAGGGGCCAUUCGCACCUGGAGCCCUGGCUGAGGAGGGGGAGCCCCGAAACGGACUACGCCAACCUGUCCCAGAGCUCCAACCCCCACCAGGACUCUUUCACGGGGGGGCGAGUGGCGGACCCCGCGGGAGGUUCGGACAGCGAGGAAGAGGAGCCGGACACGCCCCCACCCGUGUCUGCGCACCCGCACGCCCCCGCGCACCACACCAACCUGUUCGCCAGCGCCCUGAGCCGAGCUGUCCCCGCGGCGGGGCGGGGCCGGAGGGGCGGGGGCACAGCCAGCGCCAGGAGCUUCGCGGGACUGAGGAGCGAUCGGCCAUCAUCAGCAGAGAGGAGAGACACCGGAAUGACGGUGGGCGUCCAGACACGUGGCUCGCGCUCUAUCGCCCCCGAGUGUUCGGAGGGGGGACUGCAGCACCAGCACUCUCAGCAGGCCUCCCAGCUGGGGCAGCAGCACCUGCACUCGCACCCGCACGCGCGCUACGCGGCCCGGCACCCGCACCCGCACCCGCACUGCAGCCACGACGCGCCGGGGGGAGGGGGCCAGGGCCCCGGGAGGCCCCACAGCCGGGAGAGGCAGGCCAGCCCCUCCGCCCGUCCCCCCCAGGCCUGCUGCCCGGACGGCCCCGCCCAGCCCCCCCCGCAGCACUCCCGCGCGCGCUCAGCCGGGGGGGUGCUCUCCACCAAGCGCAGCCUGGACCACGUCAACAAGAUCCUCAAAGCCAAGAAGCUGCAGAGGCAGGCGCGCACCGGCAACAACGUGGUGAAGAGGAGGGGCCCCGGACGGCCCCGCAAGUACCCCCUGCCCUCCCCUCCCCCCUCGCCCCCGCCCCCGCAGGCGCCCCCCCCUCAGCACAGGGACCGGGCUGGAGGAGGAGGAGGAGGGGCGGGCGACACCGUGUCGGACGUCAUCGAGGCGGUGGUGCAGGGCCAGCUCAGGGGCGGGCGGGGCCAGAAGAGGAAGCGCUGGGCCCGGGACCGGGACGGGGAGGAGCCCGAGGAGGAAGAGGAGGAGCAGGAGGAAGAGGAGGAGAGGCCGGGGGCGGCGGGGUCCAGGGGAGUGGACAGGAGAGGCUGGCUCACUCAGGAGGAGCUGCACUGCUUCCGCAGAGCUCUGGAGGGCAAGCCUGAAGGGCCCUCCUCCCAGGAACAUUUGGGUCCAUCGGCAAUGGAGCAUGCUCCGCCCCUGGCCUUGGCCAGCCAAUGGGAAAAGAGAUCUGCCAGGCCGCCCAAGAAGAAGUUCCAGAGGGCUGGGCUCUACUCUGAUGUCUACAAGACCGCAGAUCCUCGCAGCCAGCUCCUGCAGCUGAAGAAAGAGAGGCUGGAGUACACGCCCGGGGAGCACGAGUACGGCCUGUUUCCAGCGCCUAUCCACGUCGGGAAGUAUCUGAGACAGAAGCGGAUUGAUUUCCAGCUCCCCUAUGACAUCCUGUGGCAGUGGAAGCACAAUCAGCUCUAUAAGAAGCCUGAUGUCCCGCUCUACAAGAAAAUCAGAUCCAAUGUGUAUGUGGAUGUGAAGCCUCUCUCUGGGUAUGAGGCCACCACCUGUAACUGCAAGGCACCAGAGGAACGCGCUGACAAGGGCUGCAUCGAUGACUGCCUCAACAGGAUGAUCUUCGCGGAGUGCUCUCCCAACACCUGCCCGUGCGGGGAGAAGUGCGACAACCAGCACAUCCAGCGGCACGAGUGGGUGCAGUGCCUGGAGCGCUUCCGCGCCGAGGGCAAGGGCUGGGGCAUCCGCACCAAGGAGCCGCUACGCUCCGGCCAGUUCAUCAUCGAGUACCUGGGGGAGGUGGUGAGCGAGCAGGAGUUCAGGAACCGCAUGAUCGAGCAGUACCACACACACAACGACCACUACUGCCUGAACCUGGACAGCGGCAUGGUGAUCGACAGCUACCGCAUGGGCAACGAGGCGCGCUUCAUCAACCACAGCUGCGACCCCAACUGCGAGAUGCAGAAGUGGUCGGUGAACGGGGUGUACCGGAUCGGCCUGUUCGCCCUGAAGGACAUGGACAGCGGCACGGAGCUCACCUACGACUACAACUUCCACUCCUUCAACACAGAGAAGCAGCAAGUGUGUAAGUGCGGCUCGGAGAGCUGCCGGGGGAUCAUCGGGGGGAAGAGCCAGCGGGUCAACGGGCUGCCUGGGAAGGGGGGCGGAGCCGGGGGCGGGGCUCGCCGGCCGGGCAGACUCAAAGAGAAGCGCAAGUCCAAGCACCAGCUGAAGAAACGGGAGGAAGAGUCGAGUGACAGCGGGAAGUUCUGCCCCCACCUGCACAUGAAGCCCAUGUCUAACAGAGAGAGGAACUUUGUGCUGAAGCACAGCGUCUUCCUGGUGAGGAACUGGGAGAAGAUGAGGGAGAAGCAGGAGCAGCUGAAGAGGGAUGGAGAGAGGGAGCGAGAGAGAGAGCGGGAGAGGGAGGGCAGCAGCCUCUCUCUCUACAGCCGCUGGGGCGGAGUCAUCCGAGACGACGGAAACAUCAAAUCAGACGUGUUCCUGACGCAGUUCUCAGCGCUGCAGACGUCGCGCUCGGUGCGCACGCGCAGACUGGCCGCCGCCGAGGAGAACAUGGAGGUCACGCGCACCGCCCGCCUCGCCCACAUCUUCAAGGAGAUCUGCGACAUGAUCAUCAGCUACAAAGACUCAGCCAGUCAGACCCUCGCUGCCCCCCUCCUCACUCUGCCCUCCAGGAAGCGGAACACGCAGUACUAUGAGAAGGUGUCCGACCCGCUGGACCUGAGCACCAUCGAGAAGCAGAUCCUGACCGGGCACUACAAGACCGUGGAGGCCUUCGACACCGACAUGCUCAAAGUGUUCCGCAACGCGGAGAAGUACUACGGGCGCAAGUCGCCGGUGGGGCGGGACGUGUGCCGCCUGCGCAAGGCGUACUACGGGGCGCGGCACGAGGCCGCCGUGCAGAUCGACGAGAUCAUGGGCGAGACGGCCAGCGAGGCCGACAGCUCCGACUCGCUGGAGCGCGACCACGCCCAGCAGCACCCGCACCACGACAAGGACGACGACGUCAUCCGCUGCAUCUGCGGCAUGUACAAGGACGAGGGCCUGAUGAUCCAGUGCGAGAAGUGCAUGGUGUGGCAGCACUGUGACUGCAUGCGGCUGAAGGCUGAUGUGGAGCACUACCUGUGUGAGCAGUGUGACCCGCGGCCGGUGGACAGGGAGGUCCCCAUGCUGCCCCAGCCCAGCUACGCCUCGUCCGGCUCCAUCUACUACAUCUGCCUGCUGCGGGACGACCUGCUGCUGCACCAGGGAGACUGCGUGUACCUGAUGAGGGACAGCCGGCGGACCCCAGACGGGCAGCCGGUCAGGCAGUCGUACCGCCUCCUGUCCCACGUCAACCGAGACAAACUGGACAUCUUCCGCAUCGAGAAGCUCUGGAAGAGCGACAAGGGUGAGCGCUUUGCUUUCGGGCACCACUACUUCCGGCCCCACGAGACCCACCAUUCCCCCUCGCGGAGGUUCUACCACAACGAGCUGUUCCGCGUGCCGCUCUACGAGAUCAUCCCGCUGGAGGCCGUGGUGGGAAUGUGCUGCGUCCUCGACCUCUACACCUACUGCAAGGGCCGGCCCAAGGGUGUGAAGGAGCAGGACGUGUACAUCUGCGACUACCGCCUGGACAAGUCCGCGCACCUCUUCUACAAGAUCCAUCGCAACCGCUACCCCGUCUGCACCAAGCCCUUCGCCUUCAACCACUUCCCCAAGAGGCUGGCCCCCAAGAGGGACUUCUCUCCUCACUACGUCCCGGACAACUACAAGAGGAACGGGGGGCGCUCCUCCUGGAAGAGCGAGCGGCCCAAGCUGGUGUGCAAGGACGGGCUGGGCGGGGGGGCGUGCGAGGACGACUCCUCCCCCGGCGACCCCCGCCUGUGCGACGGGGCGGGGGCGUCCCAGCUGGACAGCGAGGAGGGGGGCGGGGAGGCGGACAUGGACAUCGUCCCGGGAGAGCCCCCGCCCCUCCUGCCCCAGCCUCCCGUCCCGCCACAGACCCCCACGGACCGGGGGGCCGAGGACGAGGAGGAGGGCGAGCCGGAGCGGGCCGAGGGCCUGGAGGUCCCCUCCUCCUCCUCCUCUUCCUCCUCCUCUCAUCACUCGGAGGUGGGGAGGAGGGAGGCGCAGCGGGACAGGCUGAACAAGAUCCUCCUCAACCUGCUGCAGCAAACUCCCAGCAAGAACGUCAUCGAUGUGACGUACCUGUUGGAGGAGGGAUCUGGGCGGCGACUGCGCAGACGGACGCUGGGAUUGGGUGACUUUGUUGGCAGGAAGUGAUGUCACCAGCCUCACCUCGUAAUCCACUCGUCCUUCGCCCUCCUUCUCGAGGGGUGCCAGAGAGGCGGAGAAACGAAGUAAGAGAACAUAUGCAAGAGACAGAGGGAGCGAGAGAGAGAGAGAGAGAGAGAAAGAGAGAGAGACAGCGUGGGGCACGCCCUUCUCUCCUCCUCUCCACGCAUCUUUCCUUCCCUCCCGUCUCUUUCUCUGAAGGAGACCAGUGACAGACAGAGGGACAGUGCGCAUGGUGAGCGGACAGACAGACAGACACACACACACACAGUGCGUGAAUAGUGGAGGAGGAGGCCGUGUGUCAUUAAAGAAAAAAACAUUUGAGACGAACGUGUCCCCCUGCUGGAACGAGCAACACUACACACGCUGAAGUGGACACACUAAAAGAGGGCGGGAAUCGGAACUCGGGAGCGAGAGGACGACCUGCCUGAGGACGGCGCGACACACCCUGGACGGACAGACGGACAGACGUUUGAUUGACAGUGUGGGAGAGACGCUGGUAUCGGGCGCGCUCUGUUGAGAAAAAAGAGAAUGAACUUUGGUAGCCUUUCGUGCUUUACUGUUAUACAUGUCAUUUGUGUUUCCUGAAAUAUAGUAAAGCUUGAGAAGAGACACACACACACACACUUAUAUACAUAAACACACAUACACAUACUUGUACAUACUUAUACAUACACAUAAUUACAUACUUAAAAGUACAUACUUGCACAUACUUACACAGAUACACACAUACACAGAAAACUAGAAGGGAAGGCAGUUUUUUGGUUCGUUGAUGCAGCGGUUGUUUUAUUUGCCGUUCGGUCAGCCUAAGCUCAGAACGGUGGCACAGAGUAGCUCUUCGGAGGCCUGAGCCGGAGCGUGCUCUGCUGAGCUCCCCCACCUGGAGACAGUCGGAACUGCAGCUCCGCUUCCUUAAAAGGGGUGAUGGAGGGAGGGAGGGUGGGGGGAACGGUUACGCUCUGGGACUCCAGUGUGGGGGCCUCUCGUGAACAGGCAGAACACGGGACGCGUGCUUCUGCCGGGUCGCUAACCCGUUAACGCCAUUGUGAGAAAUGGUGAAAUGCACUUCGUCUGUCUCUCUCAUCACGACACAGUGUGAGUGGACGGGGAGGGAAGGAGGCGGUGGGGGCGUUUUUUGAGGUCUGGUUCAGAUUGUCGUUCGUUUGUGAGUCUCGUCGCCCCGACAGGAAUGUUUCAGAAAACUGUGAUGAGAUUUUAAACGGAUGUGUCCCCGGACGGGACACGGCGACGGGCUGACUGAGCGGAGCCGUCCCGCGGAGAUGGGCCCACAGACUGAGAAACUGACAAAAUGAAGAGAAGGAGCAGUAAAGUGCCAAGCUGUACAUAGACUGGAAUGAAGUGAGCUUAGUCUCGAAAAGCAAUAUCUCAAAUAUGGAAUUUGUUUCUAUUGUAUUGUACAGGACCCCACCUAUGGAGCCCUACAUGUAUUAAAAACUAUUAUUAUUAUUAUUAUUAUUAUUAUUUCUUCCCUUAUUAUCGUCGUGUUUUAAGCUGGGAAAGCGCGUUUUUAUGAAAUGCAACAAGCACUAUUAGCAGUGAUUGAGGUGCGGGAAUUGAAAUCGCGUUGCAUAUCUAUGAAUUGUAUCGAGAUGAGGAGGCACAGGACAGCUCAGCGACACAGACAAAGCAGAUAUUGUAAUUAUUACUAAUUAUUAGCAGGACAGAAAAAACGGUUCUCUAUUUUGCUGCAAAGUGUUGAACACUAAAAAAACAGACCAACGUAAAAAUUUAAUAUUUUCAAAGGUGACAGAAAAACGAAAUAAAAUCCUGUCAACUUAAUAUAGUUCCUGGUAAAGAUUGUUUUUUGUUUCAUGUGUUCUUUUUAAAAAAAAAAAAAAACAGAAUCCAGUUUUGUGAAAACGGUUAUAAACGCGGCUCUUGUAUUUUUUUGUGUGUGUGAGUGUGUGUUUUGUGAUUCUUCUUUUUUUUUUUUUCAUUUAAACAUUUUUUUGUUUUGAUUUUAAAAAUGUUUUUGUUUUUUUUUUUUUGUUAGACAAUCGCAAAAUGUUGGCUAUUGUAAAUGGACUUCCGGGCAGACAUUGAGUUGUGGUUGUUCUGUUUGUCCAAUUCUCUUCCUCUCCGGUUCAACGUUUGUAAUUAUGAUUCUAAAGUCACAACGAUGCUGUUUUGUUUUUAAUUUUGUUUUAUAUGUUUAUUAGUUUUUAUUUUAUUUUAUAAAAAGCACUACAUUAUUGCAAAUAGAUGAUGAUUAUCAUGAUUAUUAUCAUUGCAAAUAUGAUUAUGGUUAUUAGGAUUAUUUAUCUAGUUUGCAUGAAAGCAAUGUGUCUGAGUUUUUGCUACACAAAUGCUGCUAAUAAUUUACUUUUAGGAAAAAUAAAAACAAAAAAAAAAUAAUUUAUCGCCCAAAAAAUGUGGUUUUGAAUUUUGAUCUUUGUAAAAAAUGAAUAAAAUACUGAUUUAAAAACAAGAGUUACUCCAGAUUUUACAUUUGAUGUAAUGUGUAACAUUGCUUAUCAUUUUCCUUACUAAUAUUAUUAUAGAACUGAAACAUCAGUAAAUGCAUAAUUCUACUUCUCUCUAUGGAAACCGUGUAAAAUAUUAAACAGAUUUUUUUCAAAGAAA
This is a messenger RNA of Anguilla anguilla (European eel), 13050 nucleotides long. Its product is annotated as histone-lysine N-methyltransferase ASH1L-like. The coding region runs from base 1501 to 10434 and encodes 2977 amino acids. Gene Ontology annotation, cellular component: nucleus. The record is from RefSeq and is a predicted model, not a curated record. Lineage: Eukaryota; Metazoa; Chordata; Actinopteri; Anguilliformes; Anguillidae. Gene Ontology annotation, molecular function: histone methyltransferase activity; chromatin binding; DNA binding. The transcript has 26 exons.